This is a messenger RNA of Prunus armeniaca (apricot), 552 nucleotides long. The record is from the annotation of a GenBank genome assembly. NCBI's taxonomy places the organism in Eukaryota, Viridiplantae, Streptophyta, Magnoliopsida, Rosales, Rosaceae.
AUGGUGGCAAUUUCUCUUGUGUCCUCCUCCUCCUGCUUUACUGGCUCUGCAUUUCAACCCCCUUCACUUUUUUCUCCUCAAAAUCUCAAUCAGAGGUCUCUUUUUUCACUCAAUGUGAAUCUGCAGAGACUUGGCACUGGAAUUCAAAACAAGAACUGCAACUUCUGUCCGAGAGCUGCCCAGAAAGGGAAUUUGGAGGCUGUUGGUGUUCCAACUUCAGUGCCAGUUCGUGUGGCGCAUGAGCUUCUUCAAGCUGGACACAAAUAUUUGGAUGUCAGGACCCCUGAUGAGUUCAGUAGAGGGCAUGCCCCUGGGGCUGUUAACGUCCCUUACUUGUACAAACUUGGAUCAGGGAUGUCAAAGAACCCCGAAUUUCUAAAAGAAGUGGCAUCACAUUUCAGAAAACAUGAUGAGAUUAUCGUUGGAUGCCAGCUUGGGAAAAGGUCCAUGAUGGCUGCAACUGAUCUCCUAGCUGCUGGAUUCAGUGGCAUUACAGACAUAGCUGGUGGAUAUGCUGCUUGGACACAGACUGGACUUCCAACAGAGAAAUGA